AUGGCUCCUCGCUUUUGGACUGCGCUUUGGGCGCUGGCUCUUGGUCAUGCUGCGUUCGCUGCGCCGCAGAUCCCCUUGGCGCCGCGCGCAACGGGGAGUUUGGAUACUUGGCUAGCAUCGGAGACUACAGUUGCUAGGCAGGGGAUCCUGAACAAUAUUGGCUCGGCGGGCGCAUAUUCUGCGAGCGCGAAGCCGGGUAUUCUGAUCGCAAGUCCGAGUACUUCGAGUCCUGAUUAUUACUAUACCUGGACUCGCGACUCGGCUCUGGUUUUCAAAGCCUUGGUGGACAUGUUCAGGAAUGGCGACACUGAGCUCCUCACUGUGAUUGAAGAGUACAUCAGCUCGCAGGCCUACAUUCAAACUGUGUCGAACCCGUCCGGGAGCCUUUCUGGUGGUGGUGGACUGGGAGAACCCAAGUUCAAUGUUGACGAGACAGCAUUCACUGGGUCUUGGGGUCGCCCCCAGCGGGAUGGACCGGCGCUCCGUGCUACCGCGCUGAUCUCAUUUGGACAGUGGCUUAUUGACAACGGAUAUACUACCUAUGCGACCAAUAUUGUCUGGCCAGUCGUGCGCAACGACUUGUCCUAUGUUGCUCAAUACUGGAACCAGACUGGAUUCGAUCUUUGGGAAGAAGUCUCUGGGUCUUCCUUCUUCACCGUCGCCGCCCAGCACCGUGCCCUGGUCGAGGGCAGCACUUUCGCAAGCCGAGUCGGUGCCUCAUGUUCGUAUUGUGACUCUCAAGCACCCCAAGUGCUAUGCUUCUUACAGUCCUUCUGGACUGGUUCGUACACAUUGGCCAACUUCGGAGGCGGUCGCUCUGGAAAGGAUGCCAACACUCUUCUCGGAAGUAUUCACACCUUCGACCCCGAAGCCGGUUGUGAUGACACGACCUUCCAGCCUUGCUCUGCCCGAGCCCUGGCAAACCACAAAGUUGUGACUGACUCCUUCCGCUCGGUGUACACGAUCAAUUCGGGUAUUGCUGCAGGCAAGGCCGUGUCCGUCGGGCGGUACUCGGAAGACUCUUACUACAACGGCAAUCCCUGGUACUUGUGUACCCUGGCUGCUGCCGAGCAACUGUAUGAUGCAAUUUACACAUGGAACAAGAUUGGCUCUCUCACCAUCACAUCUGUGUCGUUGAACUUUUUCAAGGAUCUAUACAGCUCUGCUGCAACUGGCACAUAUUCGUCGUCCAGCAGCACCUACGCCUCGAUUGUUAGUGCUGUGAAGACUUAUGCCGAUGGCUAUGUUAGCAUUGUGGAAACCUACGCCAUGAACAAUGGCUCUCUGUCUGAACAAUUCUCCAAAUCAGACGGCUCCCAACUCUCAGCCCGCGACCUGACCUGGUCGUAUGCAGCCCUCCUCACAGCCAAUGAGCGCCGUAACGCAAUUGUCCCAGCACCUUGGGGCGAGACAUCUGCCAGCAGCGUCCCUGCUCAGUGCAGUGCCACUUCCGCCAUCGGCACAUUCAGCAGUGCCACUAACACUGCUUGGCCAUCAACUCUCACCAGUGGAAGUGGUAGCGGAACAACCACAACUGGUACUGCAACCACCACCAAAGCGACCACCACAACCUCUACCAAGACUACCUCCACGACUACUUCAUGUGUGACACCUACUUCCGUCGCAGUGACAUUCGAUGUGAUUGCAACGACUGUCUAUGGCGAGAACAUCAAGCUGGUCGGCUCCGUCUCACAGCUUGGUUCAUGGGAUACUGGCAGUUCUGUUGCUCUCAGCGCAUCCUCGUACACCUCUAGUAAUCAUCUUUGGUUUGUGACGGUGACGCUCCCUGCUGGAACUACUUUCACUUAUAAGUAUAUCCGUGUCGCGAGUGAUGGCACGAUCACAUGGGAAAGUGAUCCCAAUCUCUCGUACACUGUUCCGAAGACCUGCGGUACAUCUGCCGUUACUAUCAGCGAUACCUGGAGGUGA
This is a messenger RNA of Penicillium salamii, 1929 nucleotides long. Lineage: Eukaryota; Fungi; Ascomycota; Eurotiomycetes; Eurotiales; Aspergillaceae. The record is from the annotation of a GenBank genome assembly.